This is a messenger RNA of Nomascus leucogenys (northern white-cheeked gibbon), 1525 nucleotides long. It is a transcript of the gene GSDMA, whose product is annotated as gasdermin A. Gene Ontology annotation, biological process: defense response to bacterium; pyroptotic inflammatory response. The record is from RefSeq and is a predicted model, not a curated record. Gene Ontology annotation, molecular function: phosphatidylinositol-4,5-bisphosphate binding; phosphatidylinositol-4-phosphate binding; phosphatidylserine binding. Lineage: Eukaryota; Metazoa; Chordata; Mammalia; Primates; Hylobatidae.
AUGACCAUGUUUGAAAAUGUCACCCGGGCCCUGGCCAGACAGCUAAACCCUCGAGGGGACCUGACACCCCUUGACAGCCUCAUCGACUUCAAGCGCUUCCAUCCCUUCUGCCUGGUGCUGAGGAAGAGGAAGAGCACGCUCUUCUGGGGGGCCCGGUACGUCCGCACCGACUACACACUGCUGGAUGUGCUUGAGCCCGGCAGCUCACCUUCAGACCCAACAGACACUGGGAAUUUUGGCUUUAAGAAUAUGCUGGACACCCGAGUGGAGGGAGAUGUGGAUGUACCAAAGACGGUGAAGGUGAAGGGAACGGCAGGGCUGUCGCAGAACAGCACUCUGGAGGUCCAGACACUCAGUGUGGCUCCCAAGGCCCUGGAGACCUUACAGGAGAGGAAGCUGGCAGCAGACCACCCAUUCCUGAAGGAGAUGGAAGAUCAAGGGGAGAACCUGUAUGUGGUGAUGGAGGUGGUGGAGACGGUGCAGGAGGUCACACUGGAGCGAGCCGGCAAGGCAGAGGCCUGCUUCUCCCUCCCCUUCUUCGCCCCAUUGGGGCUACAGGGAUCCAUAAACCACAAGGAGGCUGUAACCAUCCCCAAGGGCUGCAUCCUGGCCUUUCGAGUGAGACAGCUGAUGGUCAAAGGCAAAGAUGAGUGGGAUAUUCCACAUAUCUGCAAUGAUAACAUGCAAACCUUCCCUCCUGGAGAAAAGUCAGGAGAGGAGAAGGUCAUCCAUAAGUUUAUCCAGGCAUCUGAUGUUGGGGACGUACAUGAAGGCUUCAGGGCACUGAAAGAAGAAGUUCAGAGAGAGACCCAACAAGUGGAGAAGCUGAGCCGAGUAGGGCAAAGCUCCCUGCUCAGCUCCCUCAGCAAACUUCUAGGGAAGAAAAAGGAGCUACAAGACCUUGAGCUCGCGCUUGAAGGGGCUCUAGACAAGGGACAUGAAGUGACCCUGGAGGCACUCCCGAAAGAUGUCCUGCUAUCAAAGGAGGCCGUGGGCGCCAUCCUUUAUUUCAUUGGAGCCCUAACAGAGCUAAGUGAAGCCCAACAGAAGUUGCUGGUGAAAUCCAUGGAGAAGAAGAUCCUACCCGUGCAGCUAAAGCUGGUGGAGAGCGCAAUGGAACAGAACUUCCUGCACGAUAAAGAGGGUGUUUUCCCCCUGCAACCUGAGCUGCUCUCCUCCCUUGGGGACGAGGACCUGACCCUCACGGAGGCUCUAGUCGGGCUGAGUGGCCUGGAAGUGCAGAGAUCGGGCCCCCAAUAUAUGUGGGACCCAGACACCCUCCCUCGCCUCUGUGCUCUUUAUGCUGGCCUCUCUCUCCUUCAGCAGCUGACCAAGGCCUCCUAAUUUGCCUUUUACAUCUGCUUCAUGACUCCCUAAUGCCUUCCCAACCUCAUAGUGCUGUGUCCUUACCACCUAAGGGCAUUUCAGAGCCAUCAGCUGAAGACAUCUGAAGUCUCAGCUGGUCACCCAUGAUAACCAAUCUCCACCUGCCCAACCAUAUAUCACCCCCUACCCCUCCAGCUCC